This is a messenger RNA of Seriola aureovittata, 7857 nucleotides long. It is a transcript of the gene cilp2, whose product is annotated as cartilage intermediate layer protein 2. Lineage: Eukaryota; Metazoa; Chordata; Actinopteri; Carangiformes; Carangidae. The transcript has 10 exons. The record is from RefSeq and is a predicted model, not a curated record. The coding region runs from base 310 to 4062 and encodes 1250 amino acids.
GAUAUGGGGGACCCAGAUGUUACAUUUCACUGGCCAAUGGUGAGCAGAGAGGGGCUGGAUUGGUGUGUUCUCCCGAUGCCCCUUCUUUUAAAAACGCCUGAGCUCCUGUCUCCAACUCAGCAACUCAACUCACAUGAGGACGAGCAGUGGCUCUGCUCUGCUCGACCAGCAGCAUCACUCACACCUUGUUACACUCAGCUGUAUCUGAAAGCUGAAGAAUCAACAUUUUAUUUAUUUUUUUUUUCUUUCUUAAGUUUAUGUCUGUGCUGUAGAAAAACAAAAGUCAUCUGUAACUGAAAGUGUGGCACCAUGUUGGGAUUGAAUAAGGUGGCACUCCUGCUGUCUUUCCUGGCUUCAGUGGCUCUGGGCCAAGGAUCUGUGAGGACCAGGAGCCAGUCAGACAGGAGCAGGAGAGCAGUCCUCAACACAUUCACCGACUCACAGACAGCAGGCGUGACAGAGUGGACGUCUUGGUUCAACAUCGACCAUCCUGGGGGGAAUGGAGACUAUGAGCGCCUGGAGGCGAUCCGUUUCUAUUACAGAGAGAGAGUUUGCACCCGGCCCACAGCCAUGGAGGCUCGCACUACAGACUGGGUGGCAGCAGCAGACACUGGGGAAGUUGUCCACUCCAGUCUGGAGAAGGGCUUCUGGUGUAUCAACAAGGAACAGCCCCACGGCCGCGUCUGUUCCAACUACCAUGUCCGCUUUCAGUGUCCCCCAGUGCAGAGUUACUGGUCUGACUGGAGUGAGUGGGGGCCCUGUUCAACCAUGGCUUGCGGUGAUGUAGGUAUCCAGGUCCGCCAGAGAAAAUGUAUCAGUAUGCAGCCCAUGCCUCUCCUGUUGGUGCCAGCGUGCCAAGGGCACCAUACAGAGAGGAGGGAGUGCUCCAACCCUCCAUGUACAGCCCAGUGGAGUCCGUGGGGUCGUUGGGGGACGUGCUCAGUGACCUGUGGUGGAGGUCGCAGGACUAGGAGGAGAACCUGUGUGAGGACCUCAGUGACAGUGCAGUGUACCGGACGCCCUGUUGAAAUACAGAAAUGUGGGAAGAGUCCAUGCCCAGCAAAAUGUCAGCUCAUGUGUACCGAGGGUCGACCCAGUGAGGACUGCAGCCGCUGCGUGUGUGAUGGCCAUGUGCUGCACGGAGAAGUCUACAGUUUGACUGGUGUCCCUGUGGCAGGAGCAUGGGUGGCACUAGCCAGCCAGCCCAAGGUCAUCCGUGCCCGUACAGAUGCCAAAGGUCAGUUCAAGCUUACAGGAGUCUGCUCCUCCAGGACGACCUUGAUCACCAUCAGGAAGGACAAGUUUGCCCCAAUCUCUGUCUCCACCUCCAGCAACACCACAGGGUUGUCCUGGGCACGGGCCGUCCUCAAAUCAGCUGAAAAGCCAUAUAUUGUGAAGCACCCAGAGGACAAAGUGCGAUAUGAGGGAGGACGGGUGCUGUUUUGCUGCAAGGCAACGGGAUCACCAGUACCUGACAAAUACUAUUGGUACCACAACGGGACUCUGCUGGACAGGAAGGUGUACAAGUAUGAAGAGGACCUUGUCCUGCGGGACCUGAAGAUGGAACAGUCAGGACAGUAUUACUGCAAAACCAGCAGCCCCGCAGGCAGCAUCAAGUCGUCUCCAGCCUUACUCACUGUGAUUGCAAAAGGAACACCAGCAUGCAAUUCAACACCUGAGACGCACCUCAUCAGACUGCCGAUGGAUUGCUUUCAACCCGGGACUAACUCCAAGUUCUACAAUGCUGGACGCUGCCCUCACAACAAAUGUGCUGGCUCCCUAGACUUUGAUACACGCUGCAGAGAUGGAGCUGGAUUCUGCUGCGGGGUUGAAAAUAUGGAAAGUCGAAUCAUUGACUGUGGGAGCUACAGCCUCCCUAUCCGGGCUGUGACACAGUGCAGCUGUCAGAAGUGUGUGCAGCCGACUGUGCUUGUUCGUGGCAGAGUGGUCACAGCUGACAAUGAUGAGCCUCUGCGUUUUGGGCACAUCUAUAUCGGUAAAGAGAGGGUGGGCACCACUGGUUACCAAGGAGGCUUCACAUUACAAAUUACUCCUGAUACACAGAGAUUAGUGGUAAAUUUUGUUGACCCCAAUCAGAAGUUUCUUGACACUCCUAAGGUGUUCAUCUUCGACAAGAAAGGUGGAUCCAUCUACCAUGAUGUGAAGGUGAUGAGAAAGCAGACACCGAUUGAUAUCAAUGCAGGAGAGACCAACUCUAUUAACCUUGGAGAAAUUAAAGGGGAGGACCCCAUAGGGCAGCUGGUUAUUCCUCCCAAUUCCUUCCAUAAGGAAAAUGGAGAAAUCUAUGAGGGGACUGUAAAAGCCAGCGUCACAUUCAUUGACCCUAGAAAUAUCACCACAGCUGCUGCGGCACCCGGUGAUCUCAACUUUGUGGAUGAUGAAGGUGACAUGCUCCCUUUGAGGACCUAUGGCAUGUUUUCUGUAGACUUCAGAGAUGAGGCCAACAAGGAAGUACUUGGAGCUGGAGCAGUUCAAGUCCUUCUUGACACACAGCAUGUCAAAAUGCAAGAGCAUAUUCCCAAAAUGAAACUCUGGUCUUUAAACCCAGACACAGGAGUCUGGGAGGAGGAGAGUGACUUUUCAUACACCACAACAACUAGUGGAGGUCAUGGGCGGAGCAAACGAGAGGAGCGUACAUUCCUCAUAGGCAACAUGGAGAUCCGAGAACGUCGACUCUUUAACUUAGAUGUUCCUGAAAACAGACGCUGCUAUGUCAAAGUUCGGGCCUACAUGAGUGAUAAGUUCCUUGUGAACGAACAGCUGGAAGGUGUUGUGAUCAGCUUGAUAAACUUGGAGCCUAAGCCCGGAUAUUCAUCUAAUCCUAGGGCAUGGGGACGAUUCGACAGUGUCAUAACUGGACCCAAUGGGGCCUGUUUACCAGCUUUCUGUGACACACAGAGGCCCGAUGCUUACACAGCUUAUGUCACUGCAAUGAUGGGUGGGGAAGAACUCGAGGCGGCUCCUUCCUCUCCAAAGAUGAAUCCAAAUAUCAUUGGAGUGUCUCAGCCAUAUCUGGAUAAAAUAGACUACCAACGUUCAGACCAUGAGGAUCCAGCUUUGAAGAAAACAGCCUUCAGAAUCAACUUGGCAAAGCCAAACCAAAACAAUUUCGAUGAGACCAAUGGGCCAAUAUAUCCCUAUCAGAAUUUAAUAGCAUGUGAAAAUGCCCCUGUCGAUGCAAAUCAUUUCAGAUUCUUCAGAGUGGAAAAGGACAAGUACGAAUACAAUGUUGUUCCCUUUGAGGAAAAUGAUUUGACAACCUGGACAGGAGACUACCUCUCCUGGUGGCCUAAUCCCCAGGAGUUCAGAGCAUGCUUCAUCAAAGUUAAGAUCCAUGGACCGAAGGAAGUGAUGAUCAGGUCAAGGAAUCUGGGAGGGACACACAGAGAAACAAAAGGUAAACUUUACGGCAUUAGAGACAUUCGCAGUACCCGGGACAUGCGAGAGGCCAACACCUCGGCGGCUUGUGUGGAGUUCAAAUGCAGCGGCAUGUUGUUUGAUCAAGCUGAGGUGGACAGAUCCCUCAUAUCAGUCCUUCCACAGGGGAACUGUCGUAAGGUUGGCACCAACAGCCUCCUACAAGAGUAUCUCAUCAAACAUCCACCAGUUGCUCAAAACAAUGAGUCCCAUGCAUUCAGUAUGCUAGCUCCUUUUGAUCCUUUGGGACACAACUAUGGCAUCUACACAGUCACAGACCAGAAUCCCAGGGUGGCCAAGGAGAUUGCCAUUGGGCGCUGCUUUGAUGGUACCUCAGAUGGUUUCUCCAGGGAGAUGAAGUCAGACUCUGGGGUAGCAUUGACCUUCAGCUGUCCUGAGAGGAAAAUUAACAGGGAAAGCCUCUUCCAGCGCCUGCAGACCAAUCCAGGUCAGACACUGUCUCAGAUGGCGAGGGACAUGAGGGAGUUGGAGGGUGUACAGGUGCGGAGAUCAUCCACCCAGGUGGUGGCCUAUCCUUCAGAGCAGCAGGGCAGGACCCAGAGUCGCAGAGUCACCUCUACAACCAGAAGGAGAAUGUCCAUGCGCACACAGCAGCGACAAUAGAGGUGGCAAGAGGUAUUAUGUUGAAACUGAUAUGACAGCAUCAAGACGAGGAAGUAAAAGUUGUCCGUUUGUUGUUGAGUAUAAACUCCCUCUUGACUAUGAAAAUUGCAAAACUGAAGCAGACAGCAAUUCAGCAAAAUCAUUGUGUGAUUGAUUAUAUUCAUUAGUCUUAUACUUGACGAGAUUAGUACAUGCAGCAUUUGUCUAUAUGUGACUGGCACUUAUUUAAUUGGCUUUGGUCUAAUUUUAGAAAUGAAUAGACUAAAUUGACAGUGGAGAAUGUAACUUUUAUACGUUUAUAGGUCUAAUUUGUGGCAUUCCACUUUCCCCAUUGUGGGUGUUUUUGCUGAUGUCACUCAAUACUUGGGUUAAAAUCAAACCUUCAAAAAUUUUAAACUACUUAGCCAGGCCCCAAACACUUCAUAAUUGGUCAUUGCUUUCCACUGAACUCAUACUUGAUCAGAGUGAAGAAAACAUGAGGUCCUGUUGUCUGCAGCAGACACUGAGUCCUUUUUCUACAAACUGGGAAACUCUCUCCACCAAUGGGAGGCACAUUCGAAAGAGACAGUGGGGUGAGGCAUGCCACCCUGGGAACAGAGGAUGUUUUCAGCCAUGCUUCUCAAUAUUUUUCAUUCGCAUGCGACAUUGCCAACUGUGAUUCAGCCAAAUGUCCCUCCACACCUACUAGAAUGUGAAAGACCAAGGCCUUCGCCAAGACAAGCAUGGAUCUCACUAGUAGCAGGAAGUAUAAAUCGGGAUAAUUAAUUUCAAGGUAUGACAUAAUGUCCCUUUGUCCUCUGCACAUUCCAAAUUAGCACAUCACCAAACAAAAUAUUACUCAAAGCGAUAUAUUACCCAAUAUUUCAUUUACUCAAAAACUGUAACAGUGGCUCAUUCAAGGUCUAAAUGGAUAUUGUUUUUGUUGUUGGGUAAUGUGUUUGUGAGCUGCCUUUAUAUCAUGAUGUGCAAUAACUAUGUAGUAUAAUUUAACUUGAGAAUUAUUAAAAAUCAGCAUGUAACAAACAGUGCACAAAAAAUGCUGUUGGUGAAUGAAACAACAAUAACUCAUUCAGUAGGUAGUGUGGUUAAGGUGUUUGUACGAGAUCUUGCACAGGACUCAUUCCGAGUGAUUUUCAGAAAGUAAUUUAACUGCUAUGUAAUCGUUCUUCAACUUUCUGAACUGCGUAGAAUUUAUUAACCUUUUCAUGCUUUGCUGCAUGACUCAGUUGAUUUUACAAUUUUAUACACCACAGUAAUCUUUUCAACUUCAGAGAGCAAUCUUGUUAGUGGGAGUUAAAACUCUCAGCGGAGCCUUCUCCUCAUUAACAAAACCCACUGCAGGAUUCUUCUACAAGAAAGCGAUAAUUAAGAAAUGCCAUACUACUGGCCAAGUUUCCAUAAAUCCUGUCACUUUGACAGCAUGAGCAACAGUAUCAGUAAAUGUCAAGUACACACUUUGAAAGAUAUUGAGACAGAUAAAUUAUUACACUUACAUAAAAGAAUAUCUGGGUAUUUGAACUGAAGUCAGUAAUAGGAAGAAACUUCACUCUGUGAUAAAAACUCCAAACUUGUUUAUCUGAAAAAUAGGCUCUUGCAGACCCAUGGGAGAAGCUCUUCAAGCUGAACUAAUCCAAAACCAAAUAAGGGGGGACGUGGUCCAUGGAGAAACUAGGAGAAGCUGAGAAGUAAAUAUAAGCCUGCUGCUAAUUAGAAAAUAAAUUACAUGUUCUCUUGAGAACUAUUAAAACAGUUUGCCCCUGACUUUCCUAAACAGCUAAACAAGUUAAUUUAAAGUAAUCAAGUAAUCAACAACAUACUGGGCCCAAGAGGAUUACAGUCAAACAUAUUUACCAUCAAAAUGGCACCCAGCCCACAGUACAGUUAAUUCUUCUAGUUCGAUGCAUUUAAGCCUGAUUACAUUUAUAUUCCCAACAGUUUAUCCAUGUGCUAAAAGGUGAUGUGAAGUUGUGUAAAUUCUGCACUUUACACUUGAACUUGGGCCCGCUUCAAAGAACCGUCUCUUUCCAUUUUGUACUAUGAGCACUCCAGAUAACAGAAAAAUAUAGUGACAGCCUGUGAUAACUUCACUAUUAUCACUGACCUAUAAUCAUAGGCCUGUGGGCCGUGCACAGGCUGAACAGUUCAGAUCUCCAGAUGAAAACAAACAUCUCCCUGCAGCAGAUGUAGCAUCCAACCCUGUAAGAAGGAUGAUGAUUGAAUCCAGGUGUGGGAAGAGAUAAGUCCUAUAAAAAUGCAAUGGUGUGCGAGGUCAGCUGUGGAGGCCCAACAGCUGUAGAGCAACUGGAGGAAAUGUUAGACCAAAGACAUGAAGAGAAAGAUGAGCAAGAUUAUCUAGUGAUGGAUUUAAUCAUUUUGGGGUACUGUUUGGUAAAAGGAAAAAAGGAAGGGAAAAUAUUAGUGGCUUUUGGCAUCACAGUCCAUCACUUACAGAAUCUCGGGCUUCGAAAGUGGUUGCACAUGGAAGAAUGCAGGUUUUCAGGGGAGAAUGCUUUGACAGGCGAAUUGGCUUUUUUCAAGAGAAGUUAUCAGGGGAGUUUGAAGGACAAGGUAACAAUAAUAGGCUGAGUAAACCGUUAUGUAAGCCUUUGCAUGGGAAAGUAAGCUGGGCUCUCCAAACAGCUUCUUUGUCUUCUGGGGAACUUCAAAGAAGAUUAAAGAACCUCUGCAAUGUUUGGUUUAACGACUUAAGAAAAAGUUUCCAAAGUCUUUAGAAUCGGAUAAAGGGAGUUUCAGCUGAAAAUCCAACAGAUAAAAAACAAAGCAGAGAUUCAUUUUUAAUGGAAAGAAAAUAUCUCUCUCAUUGAACUUCUGUGGGAAUAGUAGUAAUCAAAACAACCGCUUCAUUUUACAGGGAGAAAUUCAAUGUUAAUAUCACAAAUACAGAUUAAUGGAGCUUCAUGUAUUAUUUUUUUUUUUUUUUUUACACCUUUAAAGGUCAUCAUUUUGGGAAAUUUGCUUACUUGCCAAGAGUUAGAUGGGCUCUCAUUUUUGUAAUUUCCAAUUAUUAAAUAUGAAGCUACCAUCAAGUCGGUUAGCUUGGCUUGGCAUAAAGACUGGAAACAGGCUGCUGGCCUUGGCUUCAUAUUUGCUGUGCAGACAUGAGAGUGCUAUCGAUCUUCUCACCUAAUUCUCGGUCAGAAAGUGAAUGAGCAGCUGUUGUUAGGUCUUGCAUGACAAUUGGCAUUUUCAAGUGAAAAUCUUUCUUUUGUAAUGAUUGAAAAUUUAAAAAACAAAUCUGAAGUUCAUUUCUUUUCAAAACCACUUCAUGAGACGCUGUAACAGAGUUGCAGUGGGUGCAUGUAACGCUAACCGGCACUAUUUAAAUUCAGGGCAGAAAAGCACAGGACUCUCUAUCCAAAAGAGACCACAAACAAUUUAACAGUUACUCAAGCAUGAAGAGAUUCAUCCGUUUUCUCCUCUGCACAGUCCAGCUGGUCUCAGGGAGAUCAUAAUUUAUUCAGGAGGUCAUCCUUGAACUUUUCCACCACUUUCUGGGGUAUAAGAAGAGAGUUGUAUAUUUGCCACUGUGCUCCAGUAAAAGAAUCUCACACACACACACACACACGCACACGCACACGCACACUCACACUCACACUCACACACACACUCACACUCUUGAUAAUCCUAUCUAAAUGCUUAACUAUUGCAUGGUGAUGCCGAUCUCUUUGUUUCUCUCUGAGUUAGGUUUUCAUGUGUAAAUUGUGUAUUUUAUGAAAUCAACUAUAAUUGUACGAACAAGAAACUGUAAAUAAAUGAUUUUGUGUAAACUUUUGA